Messenger RNA from Thalassophryne amazonica, 3925 nucleotides. RefSeq names its product DNA mismatch repair protein Mlh3-like. Gene Ontology annotation, biological process: mismatch repair. The record is from RefSeq and is a predicted model, not a curated record. Gene Ontology annotation, molecular function: ATP hydrolysis activity; protein binding; ATP binding. The transcript is spliced from 12 exons. Gene Ontology annotation, cellular component: mismatch repair complex. Lineage: Eukaryota; Metazoa; Chordata; Actinopteri; Batrachoidiformes; Batrachoididae. The coding region runs from base 258 to 3815 and encodes 1185 amino acids.
AGCACUGGGGGAGAUCUGUCUUUAUGUUUUACGUUGACUGUAAACAGUGGCUGGCUUUAAGUAGAGAACGAAUUAUUAAUAAUUUAUGAUUAAAUUAUCGUUUUAAACGUUUUAUUUGGCGUAAACCGACCGACUUUUUUGCGGGUGGGGGGGGGGGGUAGUUUGUGGAAAUGGCGGUACCUAUAAGCUAACGUUAGCUAAGAUUGCUGUGGUGAACGCAGCUGAAGGACUAUAAAGUUAAUAAAAGGUCGGUUUUCAUGGCCGUUUUGAUUAAGCGCUUACCCACGGAGGUCCAGGGCAAACUGCGCUCCGGUGUGGCGAUACCCUCCCUGCAGCAGUGCGUGGAAGAACUCGUGUUAAACAGCAUCGACGCCGAAGCGACAUGCGUGGGAGUGCGUGUGGACCUGGAGGCGUUUAAAGUCCAGGUGGUCGAUAACGGCCAGGGGAUGAGCGCCGAGGAUGUCGAUCGUGUGGGAAACCGAUACUACACCAGCAAAUGUAGCUGCCUGGAAGACCUGGACCAUCUCAGGUUUUAUGGAUUCAGAGGAGAAGCUGUGGCCAGCAUAGUCUCUUUUGCCAAACUUGUCGAGAUCUCAUCCCGAAGCAGAACAUCAGCAAAAACGCAUGUAAAAAUCUUCAAGGAUGGCAAAGGCUUGGAUGUCUUUGAAGCAGAAAGCAUUCGACCGUCUGCAGGUACGACUGUUGUGAUCUGUAACUUCUUCCACAACAUGCCAGUUCGCCGGAGGAGGAUGGACACUGUGCUGGAAGGAGAGCGGAUUCGACACAGAGUCGAGGCUGUAUCCCUCAUGCACCCUUCUGUGUCCUUCACCAUGAAGAAUGACUGCACAGGAGUCAUGAUGGUGCAGCUUCCCAAAGCCAGAAGCACCUACUACCGCUUUGUGCAGAUACAUAGCCUUGGACGAGCACAGAAACUGGGGGAAGUGUCACACAUUCGCGGGCAGUUUGAAGUGAUCGGGUACAUUGGCAGAGAAGGCCACUACAACAACAGUUUACAGUUCCUGUACGUAAAUAACAGACUACUCCUGAAAACACGAAUACACAAGCUGCUGAACGUUCUGCUGCGCAGACUAAGCGCUUCCAACCAGAAAAACGACAAUCCAGAUGGGCAGGCUCCCAUCAGGAGUCCAAAACACAAGCGUGGCCAAGAGCUUCAUGGGGUAUACAUCAUUAAUAUCAAAUGUGCUUACUCGGAGUAUGACAUCUGCCUCGAUCCUGCAAAAACUCUGAUAGAGUUCAAAGAUUGGGAUGGUAUUUUGCUUUGCAUAGAAGAGGCAGUAAAUGCAUUUUUGAGCAGGGAGAAUUUGGUGGUUUCACUCUCUCCAGAAGAUUUGGAGAAUGCGUCCUCCACAUUUGUGGGUACUGUGGAACAUGGCAACAAUGGCUCUGAAGACAUCCAAGCAGCUGUGGGUGCUUCCACACUAGACUGCUGUAUUGGACUGACGCUGGCAUCUCAGAAUGUUCAUCGAAAGCACCAUGAUGACUUUCAACGUGAAGACUAUGUUUGCCAGGAGUCUAAAGGAGAAGAGGAACUGCGAGGGCAAGAAAAUCUUAAUUCAGACAAGGUGAAGAUGAUCCAUGGAAAUGAAGCAUUGUGUGAUUUGGAGAUCGACUCUGAGCGCGAAGUGGCACAAGUGGAAAAGCCGACUUCGGGCAACAUUGAGGAAGGCUGUGAAAGUGCUGUAGGUAUCUCAGGCAGACAUUUAGAAGAGAAACAGCUAGAAUCUGCAAAGUUAAGAGAGAUGCGUGUAAUUUCACAGGACAGCAUUAAUAAGGAAUUGAGGCCUGACUCAAAUGGCACCGAGAAGAUUCUCCCAAACUCUCACGAUACAGGAGGUCAUGAACUUAUGAAAAGAAAGAUCAGUUUAUCUGAUCCGUACGUUCAUGAAAGUCUUAAGACUCGUAACAUGUCCCAGAACUGUUGGACAAUGUUUCAGCAGCACAGUUCAGGACUAGAAAGUGAAGGAAAAGCUGUGGUGGAGAAAUGCAAAAUUUCACUGACAGAGGACUCGAUGAAAACCCAUGCCCCUGCUGUCCCUUUAAAGAUUCCCAAAAUCUUAGCUUGUCAGAAGUUGUGUUUUCAAAAGGGGGCUGCAUCUCUUGACAAGUUUAGAAGAAUAUAUGGUAAAUCUGGAGAACUGAAAAUACCCUCCGUAAGGAACAACACUUGUCAUUUACUGAACCCUGCCAGAUGUUCUCGGACAGAUGGCUUUGGGGCGAAUCCAAAGAAUUUGUUGGUUUCCCAGAAAGGCCUGCAAAAGGGGAAUGUAACUGACAUUCAGAGUAACCUCAGCAGUUCAUCAGUGCUUUCAAAAAAAGCAAAAUCAUUCUCAGGUCAGAACAGAGCUAAAGAAAUGUCUUUGGCUGCUAAACUCUGCCUUUUAAGACAAGACGAGACUAAAGCAUCACAGGAUGUGUUAACCAGCAUGUCAAGAACUACCUCUCAGGACACUACCUGUGUUGACGGUGCUAAUGGAGGCAUCCAAGUUGGCAGCGACGACAGUCACUGUGAUGCUGCGCCGGAUCCUGAGGCAAUCCCGUGUUGCAGCACAAAUGCACAGCUGCUGGAGAGAGAAGAAGCUCCACCAUUGGGCGACUGGAUUCAUCACUACGAUCCAUUUGUGGGAAAGACGGUUUACGUGAACAAAGUGACCGGGCUUAGCAGAUACGAGGACCCUCCCACAGAAGAAAUGCAAGCACAAUGUACAUCUGAUGUCACCAAUUUGGCUGUUAGUGUCGUCACUGAAACGGGGAUGGAGUACAGGUGCUACCCAUUUCAGGUGGCUCUAGUUUUGCCCUUCCUACCUAAAUCCAGAGCAGACAGAGUGAUUAGCUCAGGGCGUGAUGUCAGAGAUGAUGACGGGGAGGUUGUCAACUCGCUUUCCUCGCUGUACUCAAAGUGGAAUAAUCCUGUAUUCGUUCGACCUCCGCGGGUUGGCGUGGACAUAUCAAGUGGGCAAGCUAACGGACUGGCUGUAAAGAUUCACAACAUCUUGUUUCCAUACCGUUUUUCUAAAUCGAUGAUUCACUCGAUGAAGGUUAUAAAUCAAGUGAAUAAGAAGUUCCUCGCGUGUCUCAUCAAUGCCAAAGAGGAUCAGCCUCCAGCACUCAAAGAAACUGAAGAGUCUGCAGGAAAUCUGUUGGUGCUCGUUGACCAACAUGCAGCACACGAGAGAGUUCGACUUGAAAGUUUGAUUGCAGAUUCAUAUGAAGAUGACUCACAUGCACCAGGGGAACGGCGUCUGCGCUCAUCAACCAUUUUGCCACUUCUUGAGAUCAGUGCAACAGAAGAUGAGCUCCGUCUGCUGAGGUCUUGUCAGCCACAUUUCAGAAGUUUAGGUCUGGAGGUUAAGUUCUCACAUGCGGGAGAUCUGCAUGUACUUGUAGGGAAGGUACCAAUGUGCUUUGUGGAAAAAGAGAGUAACGAGCUCAGGCGGGGGAGACCAUCUGUCAUCAGGCCAAUAGUUGAGGAGUACCUCCAGGAGCAGAUUGAGUUACUCCGCUCAGCUGGAAGAGUGAGAGGGACGCUGCCGUUAACUGUGCUGAAAGUUCUUGCCUCUCUAGCAUGCCACGGGGCUAUCAAAUUCAAUGACAGCCUGAGCAGAGACGAGUGCUGCAGCUUGGUGGCGUCCUUGUCAGCCUGCCAGUUGCCCUUCCAGUGUGCUCAUGGUCGUCCAUCCAUUGUUCCCUUAGUUGACAUCCUGCAUUUAGACAGAGACCAAGAGGAAAUCCUCAAACCCAACCUCCAAAAGCUGAGAGGAAUGUAUAAAACACAGCAGCUAUUUGGAAAUACAUAAGUGGGUGUGUAUUGUGUUUUAAAUAUGUGUGUAAAUUUGUCAGUGAAAAUGAAUUGUAAUUAAUAGAACAUGUCUUUGGUAAAUUAAUAAAAAGAGACUGGAAAAGAAAA